Molecule: messenger RNA, 1453 nt
Organism: Plectropomus leopardus (leopard coralgrouper)
Lineage: Eukaryota; Metazoa; Chordata; Actinopteri; Perciformes; Serranidae
Gene: ccna1
Product: cyclin A1
Source: RefSeq, a predicted model, not a curated record
UUGACUCCAAAUAAGAUACAAACUGAGAUUUACCGGCCGUUUCUCCGCUUUAGUGGCAUGCACAAGUUUAACGCUUCCACCGUCCCAAACUAACGUUAAACGACGUUGAUCGUGAUUAUGAUGAACUUAAGCACAAAUGCCCAUUGUGGCAGUCACACUAGCAAAGAAAACAUCCCACCUUCAAGCAAAACAGAUGCACUGCAGGUCCAGAGAGCCAAGCAGAGGACUGUCCUCGGUGUCCUGUCAGAGAAUGAGCAACGUGGUCGACCCUUUAGCCAGGGCAGCCAAUUUUCCAAACACAGUUCGAUCUCAGACAGCUCCCUGCUCGUGUUCCUCGGCCAUCCCUCCAGUUCCAGCUUCGAUAUUUAUGUUGAAGAGGCUUGUGAAGUUGUUCUUGCUGCUUCUGGUCAAGAAGUUGUUUCAGACAGCUGUUACCUUGAUUCUGAAACUGAUGCCCUGCAAAAUGAAGAUUUUAGACUCCUGCUGGAACUGAGUUCAGGUUCAUGCCAGGAUGCUUCUGUGCAGUCUGAAGCAGAUGAAUCUCUGAUGUCAGAGGAGGUGCUGUGUGUGUCCGAGUAUGCAGAGGACAUUCACCUGCACUUGAGGGAGCGUGAAUUGAGGUCCAGGCCAUGGCCAGGCUACUUAGAGAAACAUAAAGACAUCUCCAAUGGCAUGCGGGUCAUCCUGGUGGACUGGAUGGUGGAAGUCAUUGAGGAAUAUAAGCUUCGUUCUGAAACCCUGCACCUUGCUGUCAACUAUUUAGACCGCUUUCUCUCCCUCACUGCAAAUGUGAAACGGAGCAGACUGCAGCUGGUUGGCACAGCUGCAUUGAUGAUAGCUGCAAAAUAUGAGGAGAUCUUCCCUCCAGAGCUGAACGAGUUUGUGUACACCACAGACAGCACCUACACCAAGAAGCAGCUGGUGCGGAUGGAGCAUGUGCUCCUAAAAGUGCUGUCUUUCGAGAUGGCAGCCCCCACCACAAACCAGUUUCUCCGCCUUUUCAUGUCCAUCCAUUCUGUCUGUGCCAACACUGAGAAUCUUGCCCUGUAUGUAGCAGAGUUAAGUCUGAUGGAAGUUGAUCCAUUCCUGAAGUACACCCCAUCUAUAGUGGCAGCUGGAGCCUACUGCCUCGCCACCUACACAGUGAGCAAAUCUUUGUGGCCUGAUUCCUUACAUGCCUUUACUGGUUAUACCACGGCUGAAAUUGUGCCCUGCCUGACUGAUCUCCACAAGCUAUACAUCAGCGCAGAGAGUCGCCCACAACAGGCCAUCAGGGAUAAGUAUAAGAGUUCAAAGUAUUGUCGUGUUUCAUUGAUCACUGCACCUGCUGUUCUGCCUUUCUCAUGAAUAACUGCUCCACCCGUCCUCUAAUACUUCUGCCAGAGCCUAAUUAGAUUGAGAAAAAAACAAACACACCCGAUUCUACUGCCAAUCCCAUAUAUGCUUCUCUCCU